Molecule: messenger RNA, 885 nt
Organism: Microsporum canis CBS 113480
Lineage: Eukaryota; Fungi; Ascomycota; Eurotiomycetes; Onygenales; Arthrodermataceae
Product: tubulin gamma chain
Exons: 1
Coding region: 1-885 (294 amino acids)
Source: RefSeq, a predicted model, not a curated record
AUGCCUUACCGGCUCCUCAUAAUCAACCCAAACACAUCGACUCAUAUGACAGAUGCCCUGAAACCGAUAGUCAACGGGGUAAACCUAAGGGGUAAUUCGGCUGUCGAAAUCUACAACGGAGGAAAAGUGCUUCCGGACAAGCUCCCGGAGGUUCAAGUUGACUAUUUCACAGCUCCCAGAGAGCCAACCGUCUCGAAAGAAGGGAUCACCCUCGAAGGCAUACCGAGCAUCAAUAACGGCAAACAAUCGAUCCUAUCUGCCCAGCACUGCUUCCCACAUCUCCAGUCGUUGAUAGGGGAAUAUGACGGCUUUCUGGUCGCAUGCUACUCUCCGCAUCCGCUGGUCGGUAUGCUAAGGAGGGCAAUCGAGGAACGCAAUAACGUGAAGCCCACAGCCGCCAUCGAGAGACCGUUCCACAGAAGGCAGUAUGUGACCGGCAUCAUGGAUGCAAGCAUAGAGAUGAGCGCAUAUUUCGUCAAUUGCGCUUCUCAGGAGUCACAACAGCACACUCCAGGCAAAUUUGGAAUCGUCACCACUGCUGAUGAAUGGAAAGAAGAGUUAGACACAGCAGCGAGAGACAUGCUGCUGUCCAACGGGAACGACCCUGAUCUGACGGUAUUCGCAGGCGUUGAAACGACAGGGCUCACGGCCAGUGAACUGCACAGCGCUCCAGCGGACCUGGUCAAGUCCCGUAUCAAGAGUGCAACUGAACGGCUGAAGCACCGCGCUGGGCCUUCACUGCGAGUAAUCAGCAUGGGAUGUGCAGCAAUGGCCGGGAUGGAAAAAGCUGUUCGUGAAGCCUUCGAUACGAGCCAGCCAGUCACUGUUGUAGAUGGAACUGCUGCUGGCGUCGCAGUUCUGCUUGGGCUGUGUAGAGCCAGCUAG